Messenger RNA from Amphibalanus amphitrite, 3183 nucleotides. RefSeq names its product bis(5'-adenosyl)-triphosphatase ENPP4-like. NCBI's taxonomy places the organism in Eukaryota, Metazoa, Arthropoda, Thecostraca, Balanomorpha, Balanidae. The coding region runs from base 252 to 1805 and encodes 517 amino acids. The record is from RefSeq and is a predicted model, not a curated record. The transcript has 10 exons.
UUUUGAGCGAUAAUUAGCUGUUGAUAUUCUCUCACCAAAGCCGGUCCCGUAGCUCAUUUGGUAGAGCGUUGGACUCUGCGUGGUGAUUGCUCGCGUUCCCGGUUAUAACUUGGUUAUAACCAAGUUAUAACAGUCAGGGUUCGAAGCGCGACGGGCGCUUGACAUUUAUGGACCUCCUGACAGUGUCGCAGGCUGAGUGACCAGGCUGCUCUGUGAUCUCCGUCGUGUGCUGCGCUGCUGGCCUGGCCACAAUGGGCAGCAGACAGCUGCGGUUUCAGCUGCUGCUUCUGCUGCUGGCUGGAUGCAGUCUCCGGGCCGGUGGCCUCUCACAGCAGCCAAUCCUACUGGUCCUGUCCCUGGAUGGUUUCCGUUAUGACUACUUGUCACGUGCCAAUCUGACACACUUUGACCAGCUGCGAACCCAGUGGACGUUCGUGCCGCACGUGCAGCCGGUGUUCCCGUCCAAAACGUACCCGAACCACAUUUCCAUCGCCACCGGGCUCUACUCGGAGUCGCACGGCGUCAUCGGGCCCUUUGUCGAGCCGGAGACGGGCCGCUUGGUGGACCACAACGAGACCGAGUUCUGGAACUACAGCGACGCCGUGCAGCCCAUCUGGGCCCUGAACGAGGCUACAUCUCCGGACCGGUUCAGCGGCUGUAUGAUGUGGCCCGGCUGCUCCUUCCUGAAGCCGCCCACCUACGUACAGACCUACAACAGCUCGAUCGCGUGGGAGGACCAGGUGAGCAUGGUGUUUGACUGGCUGCGGGACACCGAGCGGCCGGCCAACCUGGUCUUCUGGUACCUGGACCAGCCCGACUCGGCCGGACACGAGUACGGACCGGACUCGCCGCAGGUUUCAGCCCAGCUGCGGCGCGCCGACCGCCUGCUGGGCUACAUCGGCCGCACGCUGCGUCUGUUCGAGCUGGAGAAGCGCGUCAACCUGGUGGUGACGUCGGACCACGGCAUGGCGCCCGUGCCGGCCGACCACCUCAUCAACCUGGACACAGUUGUCAGUCCCGAGUGGUACACCACGCUCGGACCGGACCCCGUGCUCCGCGUGCUGCCCGUCACAGGGAAGAGUCUGGCCGUGUACGGCCUGCUGCGGGACGGCUCGGAGAAGCUCGGUCUCAACUACACCGUCUACCUGAAGGAAAAGAUCCCGGAACGGUGGCACUACGCCAACAACCCGCGCGUCACCGACAUCCUGCUGGUGGCCGACCUGGGCUACAUGUUCACCACGGCUUCCUUCAACCGCACGCUCGAGUACUACCGGCAGAUGGGACGCAACGGCACAGGCCCGUACGGUGACCACGGCUACGACCCGGCCUCGCCGCUGAUGGACCACCCGCUGCUGGCGCGCGGGCCCGCCUUCCGGCGGCAGUUUGUGCACACCACUCGGAUGGAGAACGUGGACGUGGCCUGGCUGGCGGCGCUGGUGCUGCGCCUGCCGCUGGCCGACGACGCCCUGAACGGCAGCCGACUGCGCGUGCAGCCGCUGCUGGCGCCCGACAGCGCCGCCUUCUGGGCGGGCGGCGCCGGCGCCGGCUUCUGGACCGCAGUGGUGCUGUCUGUGGUAUUCGGGUCUUGCGUCGUAGCGCUCGUGAUCGCCGUCAUCAAACGGAGCGUGAGGAGGCAGUCUGUCAACUCAUCCCUCAUCAACGGAUACAUGUUCAGGUAUUCGCCAGUUCACCGUGUGCACAGUCGCGCUGACCGGGUGAGCGCGGCUGUGGGCCACGGUGGCAUCGACGGCGAGGAGGCUGAGCACCUGCUCUCGGAGAGUACACCCCCGCCGACCGGCGUCUGAAAGACCGCUGACUGGAGUCUGAAGGGCCGCUGACUGGAGUCUGAGAGACCGCUGACUGGAGUCUGAGAGACCGCCGACCGGCGUCUGAAAGACCGCUGACUGCAAUCUGAAGGACCACCGGCCGGCUUAUGGAGGACCCCGACCGCCGACCGUCGGCUGAAAGACCGUCGACCAACCACUUCCAUGAUGGUUGUGUAGGAUAGGAAGCCCGACGGUACACGUCGGAGUUCAGCUGGGGGCUCGUACAACCAGAAAGUUGGAGAAUUUAUUUCUUCGAGCUCCGAAGUAAGGGCUUAAGGCCGCCGUCCACUGUGCGGAACGCGUGCGGUCCGUACGGAAUUUAACACAGAACCCUAUGGGCGCAUCCGGUCCGUACGGAAAUCGUGUGCGCUCCGUCCGGACCGCAUCCGAACGGCAAUCAGCUGUUGAUUUUCCGUCAGCUCUCCGCAUGCGUUUCGGAUGCGGUUGCUACGGAGACGGAAGAGUGAUGUUCGACGCGUUGAACUUUUCCGCAUCCGGAACGUCCGGAACAGACGUGGUUUGGGGCCGUAUCGGAGGCAAACAUUGUGAAUUGUACGAAGAAUUGGAACUCGAUCAUCAUGAACUGCUCCGGCCGUGCGACAUGCGUCGGUUUUCAACAUUCCCUGACGGAGCAACCACGGGCCUCGCCGACCUCUGGGCGCUCCUGUGUUUGUGAUUUGUCGUUUGAGUAUGCGCCCGAUGGCGGGGUGAAUCCCUGCGAGACUGGGCGUCGGCGGCGUGCACGCUGUGAUCCCUGCGUUAAUGGCAUCCUGUGUGCUCCCGUGUGACCGGUGCUGUGGUUUGCUGUGCUGUGCUGAUGGUGGGGGACAGCCGGAGAGCGUUUCGGUGCUCGCGGCUCAGGUUUGCUCAAUGUUUGUUACGGGGUUUGCUGGUCGUUGAGAGUGCUCUGUUUGGGAAUAGGAUAGGGAACACGAGACCAUUGCGGCAUUCCAUACAGUUAUCUAUGAAAACUGUGCAGUGUGCAUCAUUGUGAGUUUCUAUAUUAGGGUGUUCUUUACAUCCCCUGCUGCUGUGUGGGGAACUUCGCUUUUCUGUUCUCAAUAGUGAUUUACGAUGAUGCAGAACGUGAUAAAUUCGGACCUUGCCUGAUGAUUUGGCUAGGCAUAUCAAAGCUCGGCCUAUGGCACUGAUAUCCGUGGCUCUCAUUUGCCUGUGUCUUGUUUGUGUCAAUUCUGAAUCGACAGCCAUCAGAAUCGUGUGCCGUUUCCACCAUUUCUAGUCAUCCACGAUCGUUUGCCGGCAUACGUUUGUAAUAUCUCUGCGUCGCUGCUUUUUACGUAGCAGUGCUGUCGUUUGUUGUGUGUAUGUGUGCUAAAUAUGAUCUGCAUGCUUCUAA